This is a messenger RNA of Orcinus orca (killer whale), 6432 nucleotides long. It is a transcript of the gene CASP6, whose product is annotated as caspase 6. Gene Ontology annotation, cellular component: cytoplasm. Bases 5212 to 6039 code for a protein of 275 amino acids. Gene Ontology annotation, biological process: apoptotic process; proteolysis. The record is from RefSeq and is a predicted model, not a curated record. NCBI's taxonomy places the organism in Eukaryota, Metazoa, Chordata, Mammalia, Artiodactyla, Delphinidae. The transcript has 6 exons.
GGGGCAGGGGUCCAGGAUGCUUGAGGGACCGCUAGUCACCGCAUGUCGCCCACCACUCUUUUUAUGGCUUCCUUCCUUUUCCUACUUGCUCCCUUUUCAAUCCCCACCCUACCCCUUUUCCAGUGUGUUCCAGGCCUGACACGAGUCAUUCAAAGUAGGAUUAAUAAACCAAUUGUUGAUAGGGAAUAUGGGUAGAUUUUCAUAGAUACUGCAGUGAAUGAAGAUGACAACAGUAUUUGCUGAAGAAGUUGGGAGAAAUGAACAAACACUUAGUUUAGAAAGGUUUUUGGUCUCUCUCUGGUGGGAGCGGUUUUAACAUGGUGACAGGGAGUGUAGGGACUUUGGAAUCUACAGUCAGAAUGGGGUCUUCAGUACCAACUCCAGGGCACUGACCUUGGACAAAUCUCUUGCACUUUCUCUGUCUCACAGGGCCUGUGGAGCAAAGUGAGAUAAAGUUAUCUAAAGUGCCACACCAUCAACAAAUGGUAGCUGGGGGCAUUAACAGAGUAAGGUGUGGAGGAAAAAGGAAUGAUUGAUUGGUUUUGUAAAAAUUAAACCUGUUUAAGGAGCAAAGAGGUCGUGGUUGCAUUAUGGUGGAGAGGAAAAUUGCUUAAAUCAGAGGCAAGGAGAGGGGAGAAGAGGUCAAGAGACAGGUUUAGUGGCGGAACCUUUUUUUUUUUUUUGGAACCAUUUUUGAUGAAAAGAUUGCCGAUGAACAGGAAUUUGUAAGUGUUAUAUAGGGUAUCUCCCUCAUUAAGAUUUAUUUUCUCCAUGUCAACAGAGCCAGUUUGUUUGUACUCAUGCAGUACGAUGAUACUUGUUAAAGCACACCCUUCCUGAAAGCUGGUCUGCUGGGUACAUGCAGUUUAAAGUGACUGCGACAGAGUCGCAUUGUAUGUUCUCUGGAAGCAGGGUAAAAUUGAUCAACUCCAGGAAAAGUGUUGGAACCUCAGUUCUAAUGUCUGUCUUCAUAGCUUUCUGUUCUGAUUCAACAAACUGCUAGAACAGAGUGGCAGCUGGACUUGGUCAGUAAUUGGUAUUGCAGGAUACAGGGUGCCUGUUUAUAGCAGAGUGAAGGUUAGAGCCUGUGAGGAUCAGAACUGAAGUUUUCACAGCCCAGUGUCUUUCUACAACUAUCAUGUUAACAGUGACAACAAAAAAAAAAACUUUAAAAAAUGCCUCACUGAGAUUGUCCUAUCUGUUUACUUUGAAAUUGAAUGUCAUUUUAAACAAAUUAAUCUUGAGCUACUUAAAACUGGCCAUCUUUCCUAAGUCUGUAAGCUGAGGGCAGUAUUUGAGAUGACCCAAAUGCACAGCAUAAAUUACAUCCAGCCCAGGAGAAUUGUGAAGCUCCUUCCUCAGACUGUGAAAAAGGAACUUUAAAGACCCAGUCGGGUGUACCUCUCCAGUGCUUUCACCCUCAAGGUCUUGAGUUAGUUUGGUGACCGGCCAGUUGGCACAGCUUCUGCCAGGGACACUUCAAGCUGCCUUAGGCUCACUAGCCAACAAGGUGCAAAAGCUGGGAGAGGUGAACUGCUGGGUCUGCUACUGCUCUGGGCAUCACAGAAGAGACUCAGGUGCUCUCCAGCCUGUGCAGGUUCUUGGUGGGUGAAGGAGGUGAUUGGCUUUCAGAUAUAGAUUUCAUGUGUUUAGUUUGAGUGGUUCUAUUUCUUUAUUGUAUAAGUGGUUUAAUGAUAAGCACGUGAGGUUAUUAAAAGGCUCCUGGAACAAAAGCUUUUGAAAAUGGAAGGAGAGAAAACCCUGCACUGCUCUGGUAGGGCAGUGUGGGGAGCAGGAAGGUACCCCGGUAGACAGGGUGUGGAGCUCUUCGGGGGAGAGCAGUUGUGGGGCAGGAGGAAUCCCAGUUAGAACAGUGUGUGAGUAGGACGUAGCCCAGGAAGAGCAGGGUGUAGAAGUAUCCCCAAUGGAGCGUUGUCAGAAGUGGGAAGUGUCCCAGGGGGAGCAGUGUGUGGACUAGAAAGUAUCAUGAUGUAUCAGUGCGUUGUAGGAAAUCUUCUGGGUGGAGGAGUUUAUGCGCUCGAAGAGCAGUGUGUUCAGAAGGGCAGCAUCCCUGAGUAGCAGGGAGUCUUAGUAGGAAGCAUGCCAUAGAGCCGUGUGGAGUGGGAAGUAUCCCAGGAGAACAGCGUGUGGAGUAGGAAGCAUUCUGGGUAUGGCUGUUUGUGGAGUGGGAAGCGUAGGAUGUACAUUCAGUGGAGCCGUGCGUGGGGCAGGAAGUGUCCUAGGUGAGCACUGAGUGCAGGAGGGAGGUGUCCCUGGGCACAGCGCUGUUGAGGAGGAGGCAUCCCGGUAAAGAGGUCUCUCUAUUACGGAACUCUGCUCCGGUGGAGCCCCGUCCUAGUAAGCAGUAUGUCACAGAGAGCAGUGUGUGGAGUAGGAAAGGUAGGAUGUAUCCUUGAGCGAGCACUGAGUGGAGCCAGAAGUAUCGCCGGUGGAAAGUGUGCGGAGAAGGAAGUAUCCUCCGUAGAGCAGUGUGUGGAGUGGAGAGAAUUCUGGGUAGAGAGAUCUGUAGAGUAAGAAGAGUAGGACGUGUCCCGGGGAGAGCGGUGUGUGGGUGCUUCCAGGUAACCUUGGUAGAUCAGUGUGUGAAGUAGGAAGUCUCCAGGAUAGAGCAUGGUGUGGAAUAGGUUGUGUCCUAGGUAGGGCAGUACGUGGAGUCGAAGUAUCCGUAGCAGAGCAGUGUGUGGACCACGAAGCAUCCCGGUUUAUCACUGUGUGCAGUCGGAAGUAUUCCGAGUAGAGCAAUUUCUGUAUCCCGGGUAGAACAGUGUGUGGCACAGGAAGUAACCCUGGUAGAACGGGGUGUGUAGGAGGAGGUAUCCUGGGCAUAACUGUGGACUCGGAAGUAUCCUCCAGAGAGCCGUAUGCUCACUGGGUCAGCAUCCCAAGUAGAGGGGUGUCUUAUUAGGAAGCAUCAGCUGUACAGCAGUGUGUGGGGUAGGACGUGUCCCCAGUAGAGCAGUGUGUGGAGAAGGAAGUGCCUUGGUAGUGGAGUAGGGCUGGAGGUUUCAUGGUAGACUGGUGUGUGGUACAGGAAGUAUUCUGGGUAGAGGAGUUUGUGGAUCCCUGGAGAGCACUGUGCAUGGUAGGAAGUAUCCCCAGUGUCGAGUGUGCAGAGCAGCAAGUGUUCUAGUAGAGAAGUGUGUGGAGUAAGUACUGUCCCUGGGAGGACAGCGUGUACAGCAGGAAGUAUCCCCAGCAUCAGUGUGUGGAGGAGGAAGUGUUCUGGUGGAACAGUGUAUGAGCUACCAUGUAACCUUAGUAGAGCAGUGGGUGGAGUCGGUGGGAUCCCUUUUAGAAUACUGCGUGGAGUAGGAAAUCCCCCAGUAGAGCAGCUGUACAGUAGGGAAGUCCCCCUGGAUAGAGGAGUGCUUGGUAGGAAGUAUUCCUAGUAAAGCAGGGUGUGGAAUAUGAAGUAUCCACCUUAGAGCAAGAUGUGGGGUUGCACAGAAACUUUGGGAGCGUGGGGAGGAUGCACUAGAGGCUGCUUUUGACUCAUCUUUGGUGUGAGUAAAAAUCACCUUGUUAAAAAUGCAGAUUGUCACCUUUCCCAGGAUUCUGAUUCUGUAAGUCAGGGUUAGGAUCCAGGAAUCUGCAUUUUAUCACCCAGGCCAGGAACUGAUGCAAAAGGUUAAGAAAAACUGAUUGGGGCCUAUGGCACAGGAGAAGGGGAAGGCCGCUGUGGGGUCUUGGCUGGAAUGCUGGGUGCAUUACGUGAGGAACAGGCUGAGAGUGACUGGUAAAGGGCCCUGGAGUUGAAUUCCCCAUCUCACCUCAUCCUCCCUCCCUGGGCGGAUUUUUGUCAGUGAGGAGACGCGAGGUUAGAACAGUCAGGCGUCAGGGAGAAGACUCCAAGGAGAGAGGGGGACCCCACCCUCUUGACUAGGAGAUGAUGGGUAGGAGUCUACCCUGAGGGUCUGUUGCGCUUCCUUCAAAGACCUCAACUGAGAGGUGCAUCUUGCUCUACUGUUGAUAUUGUAUUACCUUCUCUCCCCUCCCCUCUUAAGCUCUUAAGUUUAUCAGGUAAAAACAGAUUUAUGAGCGUAUGGGCCCUUCUUGUAGAAGAUGCUUAGACUGACUGUGCUGUCCAAUACAGAAGCCACGGGCCACACGUUUAAAUUAAUUUAAUUAACUGAGUUCGUCAGUUACACUAGCCACAUUUCAAGUGCUCAAGACCACAUGUGGCCAGUGGCUGCCCUAUGGGACAGCUCUGGUGUAGGGAAUUCUGUCAUUGCAGAGAGCUGUGUUGCACAGCACUGUUCCCGGGAGUAGAGAGGGAUUCAGUGAGAGGCUGUCUCGGGGGUGGGGAAGUCUGUUCGUGGGUCAGGAGCAGAGGGUCCCGAUUACAGGGUCACAAGUGCACAUGUGUCAUUCAGGAGAUCAAAGUCUGAGCCUUUGCCCUUUCCCUUCCUCCACCAAACGUCUACCUCUUCCAGGUGGCAGGGUAAUCCAGUAUUAACCACGCUCUGUUCAGUUCUCUUGCUUGACUUAAUCCCUUCUCUGUUUCAGAGAAUAUUUGCAAAAACAUUUUCUGCAAUAUCAAGCAAUUUCAUAUUUCAUUUGAGCUGCCUAAUCACAGAGCUACAUUUGUUACUUUAGACAUAUUUUGCAACGAAUGUGUUUGAGUAAUAUUUUCUCCAUUAAAAAAAUUUUUUUAAAUUUUCUCCAUUUCUAAUCUGUUUUAUUUUGCAUGUAAGAGUUGGGGGUGAGAAAAAAUUGAGCUGUUAAUUUAUAGUUAUUUAUUUUUUUAACAUCUUUAUUGGAGUAUAGUUGCUUUACAAUGGUGUGUUAGUUUCUGCUCUAUAACAAAGUAAAUCAGCUAUACGUAUACAUAUAUCCCCAUAUCCCCUCCCUCUUGCAUCUCCCUCCCUCCCACCCUCCCUAUCCCACCCCUCUAGGUGGUCACAAAGCACCGAGCUGAUCUCCCUGUGCUAUGCAGCUGCUUCUCACUUGCUAUCUGUUUUACAUUUGGUAGUGUAUAUAAGUCCAUGCCACUCUAAUUUAUUAUUCAUAGCACUUUCCCUUCCUUCUCCCUUACUCCUUCUCACGUACUUUGACCUUUAAACUAACCAAGACAGAAGGGGCUUAAGAGUAUAGGAGUCAAGGCAGCUGGGAGUUCCUGAUGUGUUUUAUGACCGUAAGUCAAAAAGUAUAUUAACAAAACCCAACUUUUUUUUAAUAGGUGAGCAAAACAUGACAGAAACAGAUGCCUUCCCUACGAGAGAAGUGUUUGAUCCGGCAGAAACGUACAAAAUGAACCACAAGAGGAGAGGAAUUGCUUUAAUCUUCAAUCAUGAGAGGUUCUUCUGGCACUUAACCCUACCAGACAGGCAGGGCACCAGCGCCGACAGAGACAAUCUUAAGCGCAGGUUUUCAGAUCUAGGAUUUGAAGUGAAAUGCUUUGAUGAUCUUAAAGCAGAAGAACUACUGCUCAGAAUUCACGAGGCAUCAACCGCUAGCCAUGUAGACGCCGAUUGCUUUUUGUGUGUUUUCCUGAGUCACGGUGAAGGCAACCACAUCUAUGCAUAUGAUGCCAAGAUUGAAAUUCAGACACUGACUGGCUUGUUCAAAGGAGACAAGUGUCAGAGCCUGGUUGGAAAACCCAAGAUAUUUAUCAUUCAGGCAUGUCGGGGAAACCAGCACGACGUGCCAGUCAUCCCUUUGGACGCAGUGGAUCAUCAGACCAGCAAGCUGGAUGUCAACCUAACCCAGGUGGAUGCAGCCUCAGUUUACGCACUUCCUGCUGGAGCAGACUUCCUCAUGUGUUACUCUGUGGCAGAAGGUUAUUAUUCUCAUCGGGAAACUGUGAAUGGCUCAUGGUACAUUCAAGAUUUGUGCGAGAUGCUGGGAAAAUUCGGGUCCUCCUUAGAGUUCACAGAACUCCUCACGCUGGUGAACAGGAAAGUUUCUCAGCGCCGAGUGGGCAUCUGCAGAGACCCAAGUGCAAUUGGAAAGAAGCAGGUGCCCUGCUUUGCCUCAAUGCUAACUAAAAAGCUGCAUUUCUUUCCAAAAUCUAAAUGAUUGAUAGGUGCUAUUUUGUUUUAUGUAUCUGUAUUUUUAUAUAAAGAAGUAUCACUCGGUUGAAGCAAUCUAAAUGGUACAGCAAUUUUAAAUGUCUUAAGCUCUAAUGAGAGAACUUUACAAAAAAACAGCUCACGUUGGACAUGGUGAAGGGGUUUGAUAUGUGUAGAAAUGAAAUCCUCAGGGAAUUCCUAUAAGUAAAAAUCCACAAGCAUUUGUAAUACUUGACUUUUGUAGUAAAUUGCAAGGUUAGUCAAAAUACCUGACUGAUUUAACUUGUAUUCUGUGACUUUUUAUAAAACUUUAUAAUGUUUUUAAAAGUUUUUGAACCUAAUAAUUUGUUGUUUUCCUUUAAUAUCUGAAAUUCAUCCUUUAUUAAAUUUUUCAAAUUCA